CCGUAGUCUAAGGAUACCUACGGCGCAGCGCUCAUUGACUUGAUCUUUCUGGCCAUUUCUUUUUGCAUGCUGAGGAUUCUUAUUUCCGCCAAUUUUCCGUUAGCGCAACUCCCUGAUUCAUAUUAUCAACGUGCUGGACUUCACAGUAAUUUUCAUCGAGUUACAACUAGAAUUCGUCUAUAAUGGCGAAGCAAAAGUCACUUACUCCUCAGGAGAUCUACCGGGCACGGAAAGCGCGAGAAGAACGAGAGAAGAACGCGCUACUGCCGCCGGGAUUGUUAAAUCACGGUAAUACUUGCUUCAUGAACUCUGUGUUGCAGGGUCUGAUCGCCACGCAACAUCUAUCUCGUCUUGUCCUAUUCCAGGAUAUCCCUCCCGCAGUCCAGCUGUCUGCAUCAAUUCCAGUGGCAUCCCGCCGAUCACCUGAGUUGACAAAUGGACAUGGUCUAGCAGGGCAUUAUGAACGGCCUUGGACCCCCGGAUUACCCAUUGGAGAUUUGUUUGUGACCCUCUUGCGGCAGGCAUGGGCCAUGCAGGAUGACCGACAAAGAAAUUACUUGAAGCCAAAAGAACUUUUAGCAUCCGUUGGCCAGAAAUACGACCAAUAUCUAGACUUUCGCCAGCAAGAUGCACACGAAUUCCUCAGACAUCUACUUGAUGCAAUGCAGAUGGAGGAGGCUGACAUCAUCAAAAAGCGGCAACCUUCUAUCAAGCAUAAAAAGAAAAAAAGCUCUCCUGCGAAGGCACAUGCGUCACCUAAAACCGACACUCAUGAUCGUGUGCAUAUUGGAUCACCACUGGGACAAAUUGCCAACGCACCAGAUGCUGAUCCGUCACCCCCAGAGGAAGAGACGUUAGCGCCGUUUGUUGACAUGCUUUUCGGGGGUAAGUUAGCCAGCAUUCUGGUGUGUCAGGCUUGCAAACAUGUUUCCCAUACAUAUGAGGACUUCAACGACCUCAGCUUAAGCAUCAAGGCUGAGGACUAUGCUCGCGAACGUAAGCGGGACAAGCUGAAGCAGCUCGCCAAAAAACUGCGCAAUAUAUCCGGAACGGCCCUCAGCGUCAUUCCUGUCCAGCGUUCUUCUUCAGUCCCGGCUACUCCACAUAGAGAUUCGACAUUGGAGAACGCUGAAGUUGUAGAUCCUCAUAGACGACGUAGCAUUGAUUUGGCGGAUGUCGAGGUGGCUGCUGUGGUGGAUAAACAUUCUGACCACGAAAUCAACAACGAAAUCACCGUCGGAACAGACCUAUCUCUACCCCAACUCGAACUACACUUCGAACAUCAGCUUGACACUGCCCUUCAUCACCCACCAGAAUCUGACAAUUCGCCUGCUGCAACCCCUGACUUCCAUAUCGAUGGGACUCCAGAAGCUGAAACCCCACACAAGGGACGAGAACACAUAGAGAUUAGCGAACCUUCUUUAGGCAAUGGUCGCGAGAAAAGGGAGAAGUCGGAAAGCUGGUCGAAGCUUGGGCGAAGAAUUAGUGUAUCAGUUGGGCUCACCAAGCAAUCCAGGGAGGAUCGACGUCGCUCAAAAGAACAGAAGAAAGCCAGACAUGACGCUUCGCAUCAGCGUAACGCAAAGGACGACGAAUUAUAUCCUCCAUCCCCAUCUCUUCAUGCUACAGUACCCACCGUCCAGCCUAUCGAUUCUCCUGACGUGAAUGCUGAACGAGAGCCGACAUCUCUUAGUGCUGUCAACGACCUGUUGCAGGCGCAGCUAGCGGCAGUUAAACGAUCAUGGUCGCCGGUGCAAAAGCCGUCAGCUUCACCUUCACUCUCUUCCACACCCCGGUUUCCUCUCAUCCCCCGACAACCUGCUCCCUCAAUCACAAGCAAACGUUCAAAAGCUAUCAGACCUCCGAAAUUGAGUGCAGAAGAAGCAGCUUAUCUUCGCGACAUCCUGGCCGAUGUUAGUCCAGGAGGAGCUGCAAGUCCAUUUUCCAUCUUCAAGCAGACGAAAGACCAGUCUAGUGCGGGCCCUUCUACCGUUCAGAAUAUGUUUUUGAAGAUCCCUCAGCUAGGCGGUCUAGAAGAUUGUUUGAGAUUAUUUACCUCGGUCGAGGUUCUCGAUGGGGAGAAUAUGGUCAAGUGUCAUCGUUGUUGGAAGAUUGCCAAUGGCCUUUAUGAGCCUAGAUCUCGCAGCCAGAAUCAAGAGUCCGAUUCCUGCACUGACAGCGACGAUGAAAACGAGAGCUUAGACGAUGAAGAUCAGCCCAUCCAUACGCGACACCCCAGUGGGAGCGCACAUCACACACCAAUGCCAAAUCAUUCCGAUCUUCCCAGGUUGACAGCAUCUCCCUCAAGUUCUGCCACCUCCUUGUAUGAUACCCCCAAUAGCCAUGAUACCCUAAGGUCAUCCUCGGGUGACACAACUUUUGAUACCUCUAAUGGUUCGCAUUCCCUUAAAUCUUUACCACUCUCUUUGGAGCUAUCGAGCGAUGAUCAUUUACCCUCUACAUCAACGCCUCGUCUUGCAACCUACGGUGGUCUUCCUAUUCCAAUGAUAUCUACUACCGCCCCCGAGUCACCAAUGUCUAUUAAGACGGCCAGGCCCAUUGCGAUGAGGUCGCCAACCGAUACAUCCCAGGCUUCUUUGCACGCUCACACAUCAAGGCAAGACAGGGAGAAACACCCUGCUAAUACAAUGGAGAGCGAAGGUUGUUCUGACGAGGAAGGUGGGGUAUCUGCUAAUUUAUCUGCUUACUCGGAUGUUUCCUCCACUGCCGUGUCACCGGUGGUAUCACCAAACGUCUCACAAGAGAAACUCGCAGUCUCUCCAACACCUCGCGCGCCACCACAAUAUCUCUCAAAGAUUCCUGAUUCUACGGGUGUCCCUCCUUCCAAGAAAGUGAUCAUGCGAGCGGCAUAUAAACGCUACCUCAUUGCCACGCCCCCGCCAGUUCUUGUCAUUCACCUGAAACGCUUCCAGCAAAUGUCAAAAGUUCCUAUCAUGUCUUUUUCCUCUAGCUUUAAGAAGCUCGAGGAUUACGUGUCAUUCCCGGAAUACCUCGAUAUUGCGCCCUACUUGGCACCCAAACGGGAACAGUAUGCGGAUAUCAAGCCAGGGCAUGUUCGCGGUCGGAGCAAACGUUGUGAGCGGUGCAUGUAUAGGUUAUAUGCCGUAGUCGUACAUAUGGGGAACAUGCUUGGCGGUCACUAUAUCGCAUACACUGCCCUCCCUUCAGCCACGAAGGAAGACAAACAGGCGACGUUAUCGGUAACUGAUUCUGAGAGCUUGACUCACACAGAUCGACCGCAUCGAGACUGGGCGUAUAUCAGUGAUACCACUGUGCGGCUAUCCUCUUUGGACGAGGUCUUAAAGAGCAAGGCAUACAUCUGCAUGUACGAGAGAAUAUGAAUUGGACUCGGCAUCUUCCCUUCACUGGUGUGUUCCCCGCUGUCAGCAUCUCGCUACCUGGUGAUGCAAUUGUACUAUAACAUCCCAAGCGCAGCAGCCGGUUUUUUUCGGGUAUUUUUAUCAUUUUCGCUUGUUGGUAGCACGGGCCACAGGGACCAUCUCUGUUUUAUCUAUACAAAAUACAGCUAUAUAACUUGGACUUGUAAACGAAGGAGACUUUGUUUGUAAACAAGACUUAUGCAUCAUGUUGGGCAGCCGACAAAGUCGGGCCUUCCUGUACUUGACCCGAACAAUA
Molecule: messenger RNA, 3657 nt
Organism: Suillus fuscotomentosus
Lineage: Eukaryota; Fungi; Basidiomycota; Agaricomycetes; Boletales; Suillaceae
Product: peptidase C19, ubiquitin carboxyl-terminal hydrolase 2
Exons: 5
Coding region: 183-3362 (1059 amino acids)
Biological process (GO): protein deubiquitination
Molecular function (GO): cysteine-type deubiquitinase activity
Source: RefSeq, a predicted model, not a curated record